Molecule: messenger RNA, 1879 nt
Organism: Rhodotorula graminis WP1
Lineage: Eukaryota; Fungi; Basidiomycota; Microbotryomycetes; Sporidiobolales; Sporidiobolaceae
Exons: 2
Coding region: 64-1752 (562 amino acids)
Source: RefSeq, a predicted model, not a curated record
GCACCCGCCUCUCGUCGCGCUCGUCGUCGCAGUCGGCCUCGAGCUCUCCCGCGUGGCGACAACAUGGGCCAGCUCUCGCCCGCCGCGUACGACGCGCUCCUCCUCGAGAAGGUCAAGCUCCUCCUCCAGGCCGCCAUGCAGUCGCCCCGCCGCCGAGGACCCGCGUCGACCUACGAGCACUUCUGCGAGUCGCUCGACAUCCGCGACGAGGCGAGCCUGCGCGCGGUCGAGGUCCUCCUCUACGAGACGACGACCCGCCGCCCGCGCAAGGUCCGCCGCACCGACUCUGGCCCUGCCGCCUCAACCUCGGCCACGUGGGUGUCCGCCUUUGCCCAGCCGCGCCUGCGCCGGCUCCGACGAGUCGCAUCGUCCUCGAGCGAGGACCAGGACGACCCGGCGCCCGUCUCGCGCCUGUUCGCGAGCCAGAGCGAGACCGAAUCGGACGACGAGAUCGCGUUCGUGCGCAACCUCGAGCCCGUGGGCACCCCGGCACGCCUCAUGGCCGACGAGCGCGCGGUGGCGAGGGGCGUCGAGCAGGGCGCGACGACCGCGGGCGGCGGCGGCCUGAGCCCGCAGCGCGACGACGGCCGCCGGCUCGCCGGGCCCGACCGCACCGACGGCACCGAGUACACGCUCUACAACCAGUUGCACUCGAUCAGGGGCACGCCGAUGCGCGGCGUCGUCCCGUUCGAGCAGCUGUGGAACCUCCUCCUCACCCUGCCCUUCCCGUCGCACGUCGACAACCUCGAGGCGUUCGUCGCCGCGCUCAACGACUCGCCGUGGCACGACGCGCCCAUCGCCGCCGCCGACCUGUUCGACCUCCUGCGCGCCAUCAUCCGCUGCGACCCGGGCGUCCUGUCGCGCGCCGACGAGGCGUCUCGCGCCCGCACGCGCACCUCGAGGCCGCCGGCCGAGCAGCGCUCGUCGCGGCAGCAACACUCUAGCUGGCUCGUGCAGCCGGGCGCGCGCGGCUUCGCACCGCGCAGCAUCCGCCCCGCCUACUCGUUCGGCUCUGGCCCCGGCCGGCCGGCGCCGCAUGUCGAGAACCGGCGCGACGGCAUCUGGCGCACCACGUUCGUCGAGCACAUCGGCGACGGCCAGUCGCGCGACGUCGAGGUCGACAUGGACGCUGGCCAGGGCGCGAGCGAGGCGUUCGUCGACUUUGCGCAGCAUCGUCGGGCCGAGCGCCGCUCGGACGCAGUCGAGGCGGCGGACGCGCCGGCGCCGGGUCCGCAUGUCGCAGCUGUCCGCGAUGCGGCCGCCGAGCGUGCCCGCAGCAGGACGAGGGCAACCGCAGCCUUGCCCGAGCUCGCGGUGACGAGCGCGUCGACGUCCGAGACGAGCCGGGCGCACUCGCCGCCGGCCGUCGCGGCGGCGGGCGAGGCGUCGUGUCCGGCGCCUGCGACGGCUCGCCGCACGAGCGCGUCGAUCGCCGAGGCGCACGCUCGCUCGCAGCGCCGCGUCGUGCCCCUGCGCGGCGGCGCCUCGUCCGACGCCGACCUCGGCGUCGCUGCGCCCUCGGCCGCCGCCGAGCUCGAGCCGGCCGACGGCGCACUCGUCGAGCAGGUCGGCGAGCCGUCGGGCAACAUGCGCGCCGUCGUCGAGGCGCUGCACCGCGCGAGGAGCCGCAGGGUGAGGAGCACGGCACCUGAGGCGGCGCACGGCGAGGCGGCGGCGGCGGCGACGGCGACGGGAGGAGCGGGCGAGCCGGACGAUUCGCUCGUGCUUGUGCCGAUGGGCUGGGAGCCUUGAUCGUCGAGCGUGCGACGGCGCUCGACCUCGUCGUCGCGCCGAGGAGGUGGACGCGCUUUCGUUGCUCUCUCUCUCUUUCGCACCAUGUACUCGGCAGUGCCUUGCAGUACCAUCUCUAGUCCAUAGA